This is a messenger RNA of Anopheles coustani, 736 nucleotides long. Its product is annotated as adipokinetic hormone/corazonin-related peptide-like. Gene Ontology annotation, molecular function: hormone activity. The coding region runs from base 46 to 384 and encodes 112 amino acids. Gene Ontology annotation, cellular component: extracellular region. The transcript has 3 exons. The record is from RefSeq and is a predicted model, not a curated record. Lineage: Eukaryota; Metazoa; Arthropoda; Insecta; Diptera; Culicidae.
AACAUUGUCGUAAAAGUGUUCCCUUUGAAGUUUCCUUUCAACAAAAUGUGUGCUAACAGAUCAUCUCAUCUUCUUGUGGCGAAGCUGUUCUUGCUGGUGGUGCUGUGCGCGGUGCUUUUCCCGGUUCCCGGCUCGGCACAAGUGACAUUCUCCCGUGACUGGAAUGCUGGCAAGCGUACCGUGCCCGAAUCUUCGAGCGGAUCGAGCGAAUGCGGCUCCAUUUGGCGCUCUAUUAACAACUUGUGUUCGGCUGUAACGAAAAACAUACAACAUCUUACCCUUUGCGAGACACGUUCGCUGCUGAAGUCGUUGCAAACAGACGAAUCCUCGAUGGAGUCAAGCAGUGGGAAUAAUUUGCCAAUAUUCACCAACAGUCACAUCUAACUCGACGGCUCAACGGCUCGAAUCGGUACGAUAACGAUGGAAGUGGGUAACCAAAGCCAAACAUUCCGAAACAAACAAAAAUGGGAAACCAUUCCGAUCACUUCCUGAACGGAUGUAAGCAUUCAAUUAUCUGUAACCUGCCACUUAGAUCCCGAUUCCUGUAGUGUAAGGAACAAAAACAAAACUUAAACAAACACUUUCCACCAAUCUGCGGCACCAGCAGAAUGAGCGGAGGGCAAAAAUUGUGCAAGUGUCAAGGCAAGAAAAAGGAAAAUGAAAACAACGAGAUGGGGGGGAGGAAAAUGCAUUAGAAUAACAUAACAAAAGUGAAAGAAUAAAAAGAAAAAUCCUG